UAAACACAUCGGAUUAUUUAUUCUAAACCUGUUUAUUGAACGAAAUGACAUUCAAACGAAUGAAUACUUUUCUGUAGUUGCUUUUGUUUGGUUUCUUGCUGUUGCCUACAUGCUGUUGUCUUCUUCGUUGUUUUCCGGCUUCUCACCUGAAAUCCCCGCGCCUGCUUUCAUCAUGACAAAACUUCUGGAGUGGCUGUUCGGCGUGUCGGUGGUGGGAGCAGCCUGGGCUUUGGUCUCUUUCGACCUGUUGGACCUGAGCCUGCCGCAGACUUACAGGGAGGUUGCCUGGCCGAUGCCUCUGUACCUGCUGGUUUCAUUUGGCUGUUACUCCCUGGCCACGGUGGGAUACAGGGUGGCCACCUUCAAUGACUGUGAUGAGGCGUCAAACGAGCUGCAGGAGCAGAUAAAAGAAGCCAAAGAGGACUUGAGGAAAAAGGGCUUAAAGAUGUAGAAAAGACUUAUGUAGAAACUUUUGAGAGACUGAAAGCAAUGCACGGACUACUUUCACACACAACCUAGUGUCUGCGGAAUUUGUUUUCUUGUUUAGCAUGUGGGAAAUGUGUUAUAUGAAACUCAACUUUGAACUGGUACCCUCUUUGUUUUGUUUCCAGCAGAUAUGAUCUGAACAUCAAUCAUAAUGACCCUGUAUUCAGCAGUGUUUUUUGUAGUGUCAUAGUUUUUCAGAUUUAGAUAUUGAUCGGAUGUGCUUCAGGAAAUUAGAAAUUACCGGCAUGAUGGGUGAUUUCUGCGUUCCUCAUAAGUGACAACACAGCAGUUUGCACCUUGAGAAAAAUGUCAUCAUUCUCACCAUGUUUAAAGACCCCUUUUCUGAAGCAACUGAAUAUUUAACAACACUAGUUUCUGUUUUAAUUACUUUGUAGCAGGUGGUUUUUACUCAUUAACACACAUCAGACCAGAUAAAAGAAGCUAAACCGUGAAUGGGGCUUUCUUUGGAUGCAAACUACACAACAUUAAACACCCCUGGUUUGCUGAAUAAUCAACAAGUUGCUGAUAACGGAAAUGUCAACAAAUCAAACCAAGAAUUCACACUGGAACAAUCACAUUAAAGAUGGUUACGACUGGGAAUACUACAAUCUGUGUCAAAUCCAAACUAGCACUACACAGUGUGGACCUUGUUGUGUGUGUCUGGAGAUUGUUGCUUGUCUGUAUAGAUGGACUAGAUUUUAUCUGUAAAGAAGUGUACAUUCCAUUGUCCAAUUUCAGACUAGUGCCCUGCAGCUAUUGCUGGAACUAAAUUAAAUUGGAGUCUAUUUUUCUUCAGGUUUUCUUCC
Messenger RNA from Cottoperca gobio, 1292 nucleotides. RefSeq names its product dolichyl-phosphate mannosyltransferase subunit 3, regulatory (gene dpm3). Gene Ontology annotation, cellular component: dolichol-phosphate-mannose synthase complex; endoplasmic reticulum membrane. The record is from RefSeq and is a predicted model, not a curated record. The coding region runs from base 110 to 451 and encodes 113 amino acids. Gene Ontology annotation, biological process: GPI anchor biosynthetic process. Lineage: Eukaryota; Metazoa; Chordata; Actinopteri; Perciformes; Bovichtidae. The transcript is spliced from 2 exons.